GUUUCGAGAACGGUUCCGAACGGUAAUAUUGGUGGGAGAGCUACGCGUUACCACAGUUUCUUUAAAUCUAUUGCACAGUCGGAGAGGACGUGUUGCACUGCGAGUACGCUUCCACGAACGACUUUUCUGCUGACACAGAUUUUCGAGCCGAGUUUGAUAGAAUUCCCAUGGUCGAGCGUGCCUUUUAGCGCCCUGCGAGUCAUCGAAAAAUGGUGGAUAUUCUUGCGAGAGUCUCUACGUCAAAUCAGUAUCGAACGAAUUUGCGAAUCGUCGCAGGAACAGUUGUGUAAUACUUCACGCUUAUUGGUAAUUCUAUCGAAGAACUUUAUCCGAUCAAAAUGGUAAAGGAAACUACCUUUUAUGAUGUCUUGGGCGUGAAGCCGGAUUGUUCACCAGAAGAUCUAAAGAAAGCGUAUAGAAAACUUGCGCUCAAGUAUCAUCCUGAUAAAAAUCCUAAUGAAGGCGAAAGGUUCAAACAAAUCUCUCAAGCUUACGAGGUUUUAUCAAACCCAGAAAAAAAACGCAUUUAUGAUCAAGGUGGUGAACAAGCCUUGAAAGAAGGUGGAAUGGGAGGAAAUGGCUUCUCUUCUCCUAUGGAUAUCUUCGAUAUGUUCUUUGGUGGAGCUUUCGGUGGUAGGAGUGGUAGAAGGAGGGAACGAAAAGGCCAAGAUGUCAUACAUCAGCUCUCUGUAUCGUUGGAAGAGCUUUAUAAUGGAACUGUUCGCAAAUUAGCAUUACAAAAAAAUGUUAUUUGUGAUAAAUGUGAAGGUAUCGGGGGGAAAAAAGGUUCCGUAGAACAAUGCACAUCAUGCCAUGGAAGUGGCAUGCAGGUACAGAUACAACAGUUAGGCCCAGGAAUGUUGCAACAUAUGCAAACGAUGUGCUCCGAAUGUAAAGGUCAGGGUGAGCGCAUCAAUCCGCGUGAUCGUUGUAAGCAAUGUGUGGGAAGAAAAACAAUGAGAGACAGGAAAAUUUUGGAGGUACACGUUGACCCAGGUAUGAUGGAUGGACAAAAAAUAGUUUUCAGUGGCGAAGGAGACCAAGAGCCCGAACUAGAAGCGGGCGAUAUCGUUAUUCUUUUGGAAGAAAAAGAACAUGAUGUAUUCAAACGAUCGCGAAAUGAUUUAGUAAUGCGAAUGCAUUUAGAACUAGUGGAAGCACUUUGUGGUUUCCAAAAAAUUAUUCGUACCUUGGAUGGUAGAGAUUUGGUCAUCACCUCUCUUCCUGGUACGGUAACGAAGCAUGGUGACGUUAAGUGUGUCCUAAACGAGGGUAUGCCAAUUCACAAAGAUCCAUUCACGCACGGCAAACUUAUCAUUCAAUUUGUUGUGAAUUUUCCUAAAUCUAUUAAUCCAACUGUAAUUCCAACUCUCGAACAAUGUUUACCUAUGAGGGAGGAAGUUUUAAUUCCGGAUGGAGCCGAGGAGGUUCUCCUUACCGAUUUGGACCCUGAACAGGAACACAGGCGGAGAGAUCAACGACCAGCGUAUGAGGAAGAUCAGGGAGGUCCAUCACGGGUCCAAUGUGCCACGCACUAAACUUAGUUACUCAGAUCUUAAUAAACAUGGCCACUUUCUCAUUUCUAACUAUUGUCCCAUUCGUUCGAUUCUGAGUCAUACAUAAUAAAAUGAAAAAGAACAUACGACGGAUAUUAAGAAUGAGAGUAUCCUUCGACCGCAGUGAAAAAGAAUUUAAAUAUAAUCGAUAUUUGAAUAUGCGCACGGCCGUAAGAGAACAACGUUUAUAAAACAACAAAUCAUGGACUAACAUGGGCGUGUCAUCGAGAUACAUUCAAUGUUUUAUUUAUCCGUCAUACCAUAAAUAUCAAGGCAUUGUACAUUUUCGAAAACAAUGCUAACUCGAAUCCGGUAGUAAUGCUUACUGUAGGUAAUCGCUAAUGAAGUAUACUUAUCACUAAAUGGAACGAUAAAAGAAAGUAAACAGUAAUGAUUUAAUAUAACAUUGCAUUAAAUUAGUCAUAAAUCAAUAUGUAACUCGUCGCAAAGUGUUGUAACAUUCAACUUCCGAAACAAUCUCUGAAUCUUUUUUCUGCAAUCAGACGUUUAGUGGCUCUCAUUUAGAUAUCGGUAAACAUAAUAACAUUACGAUCACAUGUGAUGAUAUUAUUGCCAGGGAUGGACAAUUUUUCCACCGCGGGUCAUACAGUCCUCGUCAUUGAUCGAUCGGUUCCUCUCCUCACUAUUUGAAUCAAUUAACCACUUCAUACUUAAAAACAAAAAUUGUGCAGCUUACAGGGUACGAUGGUAAUUGUUAAAUAGUGGAGAUCGGCUUCUUCCAUCUUACCGGAACGGGCAAGUAGGACUUAAAGCCGCAUGCGAUCCGCGGAUCGUUGUCCAUCCCUGUUAUAAAUCAUAUAAAUGAUUUGUAUUGAAACAUGUAAAAUCCGUGCUGUUCGUUUAUUGUCGUUAAUUAUUCACGAUUCAUGAGUCUGAUCUGUUUGUAAUUAUGUCUGUCUCGGUACGAAAUAAUAAAGUGUCGUCAUAGCAAAGUUUAUCGCUAGAUGCGAUAAUAUAUUGAGAUGUGAUGCCAAAAAAUCACAGAAAACAGCUUACAGUAAUAAUAAUGGGACAUUAUUCCAUAUAAAUAGUAUUUCAAUUUAUGUGUCUCUGAGAAAGCUCGUGAUCUAAGAAGAAAAGAAAAUAAAAAAUUGCGGAGAGAGAGAGAGAGAAAGAGGCAGCAAUGAAUCACGUUCCUGUAUGUGUGGACAAAUGCGCGUAUUGCAAAACUUUUUAUUUGUGUAAUUUCGUGACAUUGUUUCUAAUAUCGUAUAUUUAUAAGAAUAAUCAAUACUUAGACGCAGAAGACCUAAAGUAUGUUUCUUUUCGAUGGAUAUUAAAAUACAAUUGGUUUUAAAAGGCGUGUCAAUAUUUUUGACUCCUUGAUUGAUGUAUCGUAUUGUGAUUCUCUAAAUUUUUUAUUCGCGUCUAUUAAGUUUAUAAAUAUAACUUGAGAGAGAGAGAGAGAGAGAGAGAAAGAAAUGUGCAGAAAUGACUAGCUUAUUUGUAUAAUUUAAAAAUGGACGUGCGCGCUUUGUGUCACCGAUUUUAUUACGAGGAGAAAUAAAGUUGCAGAAAAAUUGUUCUCUUUCGAUUAUUGUAUCGUAACAUCGAUAUCGAACGAAAGAAAAAAAAAAAAAUGGUAUAAAAAAUUGGUCGACUAUUUUCGUCCGAUCGCGCAGCAAUUUUUGCAGUAUGCAAAAUGUCUUCUUCACAAUUAGCAUAAUCCAUGAAGCAUUCGUACCACAAGCGUUGAAAUACAACUUAAAUACAUUCGCGUAAAUUUAUGACACGCAAAAGUAUUUAUCACUUCACGGUCGUAUACUACAGUAAGCUAUAACUAUAAAGAUUUGCAAAUGAAUAGUCGCAUAUUUCUUGUAACCUUAUUUAUUAUAGACAAAUUGGUGAUUAGUCAUUUUUUGAGGCAUCUGAAUAAAUUGGACGAAGCAUAACGUAUAAUAAGUAACGAA
This is a messenger RNA of Vespula vulgaris, 3487 nucleotides long. RefSeq names its product dnaJ homolog subfamily A member 1 (gene Droj2). The transcript is spliced from 6 exons. Gene Ontology annotation, cellular component: cytoplasm; cytosol. Gene Ontology annotation, biological process: response to heat; protein refolding. Bases 339 to 1538 code for a protein of 399 amino acids. NCBI's taxonomy places the organism in Eukaryota, Metazoa, Arthropoda, Insecta, Hymenoptera, Vespidae. Gene Ontology annotation, molecular function: ATP binding; Hsp70 protein binding. The record is from RefSeq and is a predicted model, not a curated record.